AGCUGUCAGGUGGAUCUGGAGAUUCACUGCCCUGUUUGCAAGCAACGGAUCGUCGACGGCUGCUAAUAUAUACCCGUUACGGUAUACAGUAUAGUCGGUGGUAUCCAGCAGAAUUUUUCAGAUGCCUUGAGUCAUUCGCAGUCUUCACGUAUUCUAUGCCCCCAAACGCGCUCUCUCUAUCUAACAUUCAUUAUUAACUUUAAGCGCCAUUCUUUCGUCGACGUCUAAAACCGUCUGUGAGCACUACUGUAGAGACAGGUAUCGCCCAAUCACAUAUUUUCUUUGAGUAGUAGUUAAACAUGAAUCCAAAAGCAGAACCCAUUGGUGACGUUGAACGUUCGAGGACUGCUACCACAGAGGCUGUUGAAGACAUUCAUAUCCCCGAUGGCGGUUACGGAUGGGUCUGCGUAGCUUGCGUAGCUACAGUGAACUCGUUUACAUGGGGGGUUGCAGCCUCAUAUGGAGUCUACCUUGCCUAUUACCUCUCCAACAAUGUCUUCCCUGAAGCCACUGCUUUGGACUACGCCUUUAUUGGCGGCCUCGUAUUCGGAGCUGCCAUGCUGUCCUCGACUCCUGCCACUAUAGCAGUCCGCCUUUGGGGAAUACACCCACCCAUGCUGUUAGGCAUCGCAUUCCAGACUGCUGGUUUCGUCGCGGCAUCCUUCGCGACACGUAUCUGGCAGCUUUACCUUUCACAAGGUCUCCUAUUUGGUUUAGGCAUCGGCUUCAUUUGGAUUCCGUCGAAUCCUAUCAGCAGCCAAUGGUUUGCCAGGAAAAGGAGCCUGGCUAACGGCAUCACAAGUGCGGGCUCUGGCAUAGGCGGUGUUAUAUUCUCAUUUGCUGUUCGAGCUAGCAUCGAGCACGUCUCUCUUGCAUGGGCUUUACGAAUCACUGGUAUUGUCUCAGGAGCUUGUAACUUAGCUGCUUGCAUCUUUCUGCGGAGCCGCAACAAGGCCAUUAAACCAUCCCUUCGAGGCUUCGAUUUCCGUUUAUUCAGAAGUCAAGGUGUGAUAUGCCUCCUAGCAUGGGGCUUCUUUUCCCUGCUUGGUUAUGUUACCAUUUUAUAUUCGCUCUCGGACUUUGCGCGUUCAAUUGGACUCUCGGCUUCGCAAGCGGCAACCACAACAGCCGCUCUCAACGGAGGAACUCUCAUCGGCAGACCUUUGAUUGGGAUCAUGAGUGAUAGGUAUGGCCGGAUAAAGGUUGCAGGUUAUAUCACUACGGCUAAUGCCGUAUUCGUCUUCGCACUCUGGAUCCCAGCACAGAAUUGGCCACUGUUACUCGUCUUUGCUGUCUUGUCAGGAGCAACGAUUGGAUUGUUCUGGGGAACUAUCAGUCCCUUAUGUGCCGAAGUAGUGGGACUGAAACACCUUCCGUCACUUUUAUCGCUGUGUUGGGCCAUCAUCACGCUGCCGACUACUUUCUCCGAAGUCAUAGCCUUGAAAAUUAGAAGACCAGACAGCGAUCGCGAGUAUCUUUAUCCGCAGAUCUACGCAGGGCUUGCGUACCUAGUGGCAAGCAUAAUGAUGUUCAGGUUAUGGCAGAUCCGAGAUCAAUUCCCUAUCAAGCAUUGAUCUCAACGUAACGAUGUAUCUGUACACAUUAUAUCCUUAGACAAGGUUCAUAUGGGCUUGCUCAGCUACUACCGGCAUUCAAUCUAUAA
This is a messenger RNA of Pseudovirgaria hyperparasitica, 1663 nucleotides long. RefSeq names its product MFS general substrate transporter. Bases 300 to 1574 code for a protein of 424 amino acids. Gene Ontology annotation, molecular function: transmembrane transporter activity. NCBI's taxonomy places the organism in Eukaryota, Fungi, Ascomycota, Dothideomycetes, Acrospermales, Acrospermaceae. The record is from RefSeq and is a predicted model, not a curated record. The transcript is spliced from 3 exons. Gene Ontology annotation, biological process: transmembrane transport.